UAAAUUCAGGACAUAUGUGUAACAAUCUGUACAAUAUCAGUAUCAGUAAAGUAUGCGUCGACAGUGCGAGUGCGCGUUCGCAUAGAAGAGCAUCCAUGACAUCGUAGUAAUAACAGCCACCUGUCGAUCCGACCGUAUUCCGAUGGCUAGACAGUAGUUAAAAGUAGGCUUCUCAUUGAACAAAACAUGUUAAAAGUAUUACAUGCACUCAUCGUUACUCAAUAAUAUUACGAUCAAUAGUUAUAAGAUCAUAUGAUAAUACCGAAACAUUUUAAAUUUCUAAUUCGUUACUGAAAAAAAAUAUAUGAAAAACUUCUUAUUUAAAAACAUGUUAAAAAGUGAAUGAAUUUUUUAUUACAUACAAGAAAUCAUUAAAAUAAAGUAGUGAAAAAAAUACUGGCUUAGUCAUCGCUUUAAAUAUUUUUUGAUAUCAAAUACAGUUCAUUUACUCACAGGAAACUGACUGGUAUAACAUUUUUCAUCUGUUGAUCACUCGAUUUAAUUUAAAUGGAAUGCUAAUUUUCACUCGAAAAUGGAAUCCCAAUAUCUUUCGAAUAACUUGAGGAGUAAAACUACUAAGUGGGUCUGUCCAAGUGAUCGUCAGUUGGCGCUGCGGGGAAAAUUAAAAACUGGAUGGUCAGUGAAAAGUGUAAUUCUAGAUGGUGGAUAUAACGAUCAUACGUUACAUUCAUCCUGUUCUAGAAGUCUUUCUUCACUUAAUAAUGUAUCUCAAAGCUCAAUCGGCUUGACAUCUGAGGAACAAAAACGAAUAAUUGAGGUUAUUAAGCGGGCAGAAGUCUUAGAUCUCUCUGAACAAGAACGAGUUGGUAAACUAGUUGAACGCCUGGAUAAUAUGAAACGCAAUGUUUCAAUAGUUGCCUCAAGAUCAAACAAUAAAAGUUGUGGAAACAGGUGUAUCCGCGACAACAGAUGUGUUUGUUCUUGUGCUUUAUGCAGUGAAAAAUUUUCCGUUCUUGGAGCUGGAUCGGUUUUGUGUAAAGAUUGUUGCAAAUACGUUUGUAAAAAAUGUGGUGUCGAAACUACAACGAUAUCAGCAUUAGUAUUAACAAAUGAAUCACGAAUGAAGUACAAGAAACCAAUCGCUGCUUCUUCAACACCCAAUAUUUCAUUAGCUAAAACUUUCAAUGAUGAUGAGCCAAUAAAAAUAUCCACUAAAAUUUUUCUAUGUCGUAUUUGUACUGAGACACGCGAAAUGUGGAAAAAAAGUGGCGCUUGGUUCUUUAAAAGUUUACCCAAAUAUAUUUUACCGGAGAAAAAGAAAAUUAAAAAGGAGCCUGAAAACGUCAACUGUGGGCUAAGUACUUCUUCAGAACCAAUUGAACAAGAUUCGUCCUCUGACGAUGAUGUUACCCCAAUUUCAACUAAAACUCAUUCAUUUCUUUCGCGCAGUUUGUCUUCAAGUCUCACUGGGUUUCCUCAAAAACAAAAUGUCGAUAUUAAAGCAGAAGUUGAAAUCGAGCAUGAUACCGAAACAGUUACUGAGAUUAAUGAGAUGAAAAACUAAUGAUAGAAAAGUUGUAAGGGACAAUAAGAAAAUGAGUGAUUGGAUUGUUACUUAAUUUUUAAUUAAUUUCACAGAAAUCAAUCAAACGAAGUUAGAAAUCUAAGGUAUGUAAUCGCCAAACAUAUAUAUAAGCGUUCAACACUUUCGUGCCGAGUGAAUUAUUCGAGCCUAUGCGAUAUUCCAUUCAAUUGUACGGUAGCAUUUUUAAAGUAAAUAAAUAAUGCUGUUAAGUGGGGAAGUAUGUGCUCAUGCGCACACAAAUACGGGAAU
This is a messenger RNA of Microplitis mediator, 1795 nucleotides long. RefSeq names its product rab effector Noc2-like. Gene Ontology annotation, biological process: intracellular protein transport. Gene Ontology annotation, molecular function: small GTPase binding. The record is from RefSeq and is a predicted model, not a curated record. The coding region runs from base 533 to 1525 and encodes 330 amino acids. The transcript is spliced from 6 exons. NCBI's taxonomy places the organism in Eukaryota, Metazoa, Arthropoda, Insecta, Hymenoptera, Braconidae.